Beta vulgaris subsp. vulgaris (sugar beet) is the source of this 1462-nucleotide messenger RNA. RefSeq lists its product as uncharacterized. Lineage: Eukaryota; Viridiplantae; Streptophyta; Magnoliopsida; Caryophyllales; Amaranthaceae. The record is from RefSeq and is a predicted model, not a curated record. The transcript is spliced from 5 exons. The coding region runs from base 262 to 1071 and encodes 269 amino acids.
UUUCAGCUGCACUCCCCACUAGUUAAAUGUAGCCAUGUUGGAACUUCUAUAUUAAGCUCACCUUAUAAAUGUACCGUUCCUAACUUUCUGUCAUUCUAUGUCAUUAUGCUAUGGCCUAUGUGUAGCGCUUGAAAGUGAGUAGUAUUAAUGGUAGUUUUUGCUAUACGUGAUAAACUCCUCCCUCCUUCCCCAAAUCUUUCCUAUAUAUUCUCAUUUCCUGUCAUCUCUUAGGGCAAAAAAAUUGGCAGACAGCUAACAAGGAUGUCGAACUCGAAUUCGAGUAGCUUCACCUCGACCACCUCCAAAGGCAUUGCUGCCGUUGUUGGUGUAGGCCCAAAACUUGGAAGAUCCAUCGCCCGUAAGUUUGCUCAUGAAGGGUACAUAGUUGCCAUACUCUCUCGGGAUUUAGGAAGACUAUCAAGGAUUGCAGAAGAGAUAGCAAGGGAAGAAAAAGCUCAAGUUUUUGCUAUAAGAAUUGAUUGUUCAGAUACUAAAAGUAUUAAAGAAGCUUUUGAAGGGGUUCUCUCUCUUGGUUUUGUUGAAGUGUUGGUCUAUAAUGCUGCAUACCAAUCCCUUCCUUUGCAUCCACCCAAUUUCACUGAAAUUCCAGUCAGUUCUUUUGAAAAAUCGCUCGCAGUUUCAUCUGUUGGUGCCUUCCAUUGUGCUCAACAAGUUCUUUCAGGUAUGGUGGAGAGAGGAAGAGGAACGAUACUCUUCACGGGCUGUUCAGCUUCUCUUAACGGCAUGUCUGGCUUCUCAGAAUUAUGUUGUGGAAAGUUUGCGCUAAGAGGACUAUCACAAUGUCUGUCGAGAGAGUUCCAAUCACUGGGAAUACACGUUGCUCAUGUUAUCAUUGAUGGCCUAGUCGGAGCACCCAAGGUGCCAAGUAUAUUGCAGAAAACAGGUGCUGGGGAGCAACAAAGCGGAGUAGGAGUAGGAGCAGCAACAGCAGAUGGUUUGAUGGACCCAGAUUCUCUAGCUCAGACCUACUGGCACUUGCAUCUUCAAGAUCGCUCAGCUUGGACGCAAGAGAUUGAUCUUCGUCCCUCCACCACUUUUAGGUUCUUUUAGAGCAUGUUUGGACAGGAAAAUUUGGAAGGAAAGGGAAAUAUUCCUUCCCUAAAAUUCAUCAUUCUUUCCUCUUAAGAAACCAAAUACUUUCAAUUGUUCCACAACAAAAAUGAAAGCUCACUUUUUCUUCCUCGUCCCUCUUCUUUCUUCCCCACCUUUCCCUCUACGAUUGUUAUCCAAACAUAUUGUUGGUUUCAAUCCAGUCCAUAUCAACCAAGUUACUAAUGGUGAGAAGUGAGUAUAGAUAGUUGGUGUUGUGAUUGAUUUACUUAUGCUUAAAAUGUGUAUAAAGAAUUUGCUUGCGCUUUUGGUGGAUUUCAGACUAUUUCCGGAGUGUGUUCAUGUCGAAUUCUUCCAAUUUUGAUAAAAUUUCUUUAACGUCAUUUGAACA